Rodentolepis nana is the source of this 843-nucleotide messenger RNA. NCBI's taxonomy places the organism in Eukaryota, Metazoa, Platyhelminthes, Cestoda, Cyclophyllidea, Hymenolepididae. The record is from the annotation of a GenBank genome assembly.
AUGGGGCCCUUAUUAUUACCAAAGCCACCAACUUCUGUAUCAACAGUUGGUACACCUCCUCCCAAUGUGACCUUGGCUCCUACCCAAAUUACUCAGCAGCAGUUCAAUUUGAGUGAUCUUGCCAUUCUACUGGCAACUCAGAGGAAUCUGCAAGGAAUACCAAAUGUGACUUCUAUGUCAUUUUCCGGUGGUAACCUGCAGGAUGACUUAACCUCGAUUUGUAGCAAUCUCUUUGGUUCAGCCUCUUCUGGUCUUCAGUUAACUUCUCAAACUCUACCGCUACCACCGCCGCCGCCUUUAAAUCGAUCUGACAGUUUACUAAAGCUCCUAAACAGCAAUAAUAAUCAAGCAGAAUCUGGUGCCUCGGUUGAUGCUCCGGAAAAUGGGUCUUCUGCUUCCAACUUGAUACUACCACCGGGCUCCUAUUCUCCUUCCGAAAGCCACAAAGAGCAAUCUGUAGCAAGUCCGCCUUCUAAUUCUCUGCCUUCAGGUUCACGUAAACGCAAGCGGAGAUCGAGUAGUGGAGCUAGUUCUAGUAACGGUCCUGUACCUAGAAAAAAGACAAACGCAGCCUCCUCAAAUUCAGUGGAAUUAGCCACUCAAAAGGCAUCUAAUUCAAAUCUUAGUUCCAAUUUCAGCAGCCCUUCGCAACUCCACGAAAUGGCAACUCGAGUGCUCAUUGUUACUUUAGACUGGCUUAAAAGAUGCGGUCCUCUAGAACAGUUACCGCAGCGUAUUGAACUAGACCCGGACACAUCAUCCUCCCCGGACCUAAAUUUGACCCAAAUUCUCAUCGAUGACCAAGCAUUUGACCUAACAUGUGGUGUUGAUAAAACUCUCUGA